Branchiostoma floridae (Florida lancelet) is the source of this 950-nucleotide messenger RNA. Its product is annotated as cilia- and flagella-associated protein 20-like. The coding region runs from base 82 to 666 and encodes 194 amino acids. The transcript is spliced from 5 exons. Gene Ontology annotation, cellular component: ciliary basal body; motile cilium. Lineage: Eukaryota; Metazoa; Chordata; Leptocardii; Amphioxiformes; Branchiostomatidae. Gene Ontology annotation, biological process: positive regulation of cell motility; regulation of cilium beat frequency involved in ciliary motility; cilium assembly. The record is from RefSeq and is a predicted model, not a curated record.
AUGUGUUCCUGAGGCAGACAGUUGCUUCAAGCAGUUAUCGAAGGAAGUUGAUAUCCUCAGUCAUUGCUGGUUUCUUAAACCAUGUUUAAGAACACGUUUCAGAGCGGCUUCUUGUCCAUCCUGUUCAGCAUAGGAAGCAAGCCUUUGGAAAUCUGGGACAAAAAGGUGCGAAAUGGUCGCGUCAAAAAGGUCACAGAUGCUGACAUCAGGUCAUCUGUGGUGGAGAUUGUUGGGGUAAACGUCAGCACAACAUAUAUCACCUGCCCGGCAGACCCCAAGAAAACCCUGGGAAUCAAGUUGCCAUUCCUUGUGAUGAUCAUCAAGAACUUGGAUAAGUACUGCGCUUUCGAGAUUUUGGUGCUGGAUGACACGAAAGUGCGCCGACGGUUCAGAGCGAGCAACUAUCAGAAAGUAACCAAAGUCACGCAGUCCAUGUGUAUAAUGCCCAUGAAGCUGGACGAUGGGUGGAACCAGAUACAAUUCAACCUUUCAGACUUUAUGAGGAAGGCCUACGGGACCAACUACCUCGAGACUCUGCGCGUCCAGAUCCACGCUAACUGCCGCGUCCGCCGGGUCUAUUUCACCGACAGGUUGUACGAAGAAGAUGAGCUGCCAGCAGACUACAAGCUCUUCCUACCGAUACCAGCGCAGAGCCGAAGCGUCUAAACCACUGUUCUAUCCAGCCUGAAUUUUUUUCUGUCCCCUGGAUUUUGAAUGGAAAUCCUUUUGAAGGUGCGACGUUUCUAGGGGGAUCCAAGGGCAUGCUCCCCCAGGAAAACUGUGAAAUCUAGACCCUCUGAAAUGCCAUUUCCUUUAUUUUGAGGGGCAAAUUUUGCUGGUAGACUCAUUUUGGUUCAAUGUACUCAUGGUUUCUUGAAAAAGUGAAUGUACAUGUGAUGUUAAAUGUACUCACAAAAUCUUUUUUGUCACAGCCCUCUGUUUUCACCUUG